GGAGCUGAGGACGAUGAAGACGAUGCUCUGCUCUUCAGCAGCACGCGGGACCAACUGUAAUUUCUUCAUCUGCUGGUCGCUGUGAAGGAGGGAACCUCCUAUUAUCUCUUAUUUUCCCCUGUAUCUGGCAACCGCUGACUCUGCUCCUCGCUGCUCCCUCUUCUCCUUUUUACCGCCUCCUUUUUGUUUUGUUCCAGAGGAGGGAUUUCUCUCCUUCAUCAGGGAUGUUAGCGCACACGUCUCUCUGGGAAUGAUGGCGUUGCCACUGGUGCUGCUUUCUUUGUCGCCAUGACGAUGCCAUUUAGCCUCCUGUCCAGCGACGAGGAGCACCAGAGGAUGCUGGGAAACACGAGACAUCUCUAUCCUGGGGCAGAGGACGAAGACGAGGACGAGGAAGAGGAGGAGGAGGAAAUGGAAGAUGAGCAGGACGAGGACGGGGAGGAGAACGGCGAGCUGGAGGGAGACGAGGAGGAUGAUGAGGAGGAGAUGGAAGUCAGGCGAGAAGGUCCGUCUCGUUUGGGCAGAGGUGAAGGACACAGGCAGUCGGGUAAAUUCACCGGACGACCCGCCGCUGACCGACAGACCGGCAGGGCGGGGAACCCCAGACACACCACAAACCCGUACUCGUCCAACCCCGGACCCACGCACCAACAAGCAGCCAAUCAGGUGCAGCCGCAGAGGAGGCCGAAGGAGCGCACCGCCAACUCCCUGCCAUCUGAGGACGCCCACAUCGCCAUGAUGGUGUUUCGCAUCGGCAUCCCAGACAUUAAGCAAACGAAAUGUUUGCGGUUCAACCCCGACGCCACGGUGUGGAAGGCCAAGCAGCAGGUGCUGUGCUCCCUGACCGAAUCGCUGCGAGACGUCCUGAACUACGGUCUGUUCCAGCCCGCCACCGACGGACACGAUGCCAAGUUCCUGGAGGAGGAGCGGCUGCUCAGAGAGUACCCACAGUCCUUUGAAAAAGGGGUGCCAUAUUUGGAGUUCCGUUAUAAAACCAGAGUUUACAAGCAGACAAAUCUGGACGAGAAGCAACUGGCCAAACUUCACACUAAGGCUAGUCUGAAGAAAUUUAUGGACUACAUUCAAACCAGCGCUGUGGACAAGAUGGCCAAGUUCUUGGACAAGGGUCUAGAUCCAAACUACCAGGAUCCUGACACUGGUGAGACUCCUCUGUCGCUGGCAGUGCAGUGUGAGCCAGGUGGAGGUGAGCCCAUCCGAGUCCUGGUGGAUGGAGGGGCUCACAUUGACUUCCGUGCCAAAGAUGGACUCACCUCGCUGCACAAGGCUGUUCGAGGGCACCGCCACACCGCCCUGCUGGUCCUGCUCUCUUUGGGUGCGUCUCCAGACUAUAAGGACCGGCGGGGGCUGACGCCGCUCUACCACACUGUGCUGACGGGGGGCGACACCUCCUGCUGUGAAACUCUCCUCUACCACCGAGCCAAACUGGGCAUCAGGGACGAGAACGGCUGGGACGAGACGCAUCAGGCUUGUCAGAACGGCAACUCGCAGCAUCUGGAGCACCUCCUCUUUUACGGGGCAGAUUCCUCCUCCCAGAAUGCCUCUGGAAACACUGCCUUGCACAUCUGUGCUUUAUACAACAAGGAAAGCUGUGCACGAAUUUUGCUUUAUCGUGGAGCAAAUAAAGACAUGAAGAACAACAGCGGGCAGACGCCCUUUCAGGUUGCAGUUAUGUCCGGCCAUUUUGAACUGGGAGAAAUUAUCAAAAACCACAGAGACACAGAUGUGGUUUCAUUCGUGGAGUCUCCAAAGUACGCCCCCCAGAGGAGGGAGAGCACCCGGUCCUUGGCAGUCCCCCAUCCUCACCCUUUCCUCCGGGCCAACAGUGACAGCAGCAUGAACCUGCCGGACUGGAUGGCUGCGCCCAACGCUCCAACCACCAACAUCGUUUCUGUGCAGGGAUAUAAACAUACAGGAACCCUGAGGAGCUCCAGCAGUCCCAGAGGAGCCAGGACACGGUCCCCGUCUCGGGGCAGGAUUGGAGACAAGGAGGACCGGAGCAGACAGAGCCGCAGACAGGGGCCUACCCCCACCCCCACCACCACCACCACCGUACAGAUUGCGGGCCAGCGGAGACGCCUCUACAGCGCCGUCCCGGGACGAGUCUUUGUAGCAACUCGGUCCCACUCUGCUCAGGGAGAGCGGGAAAUAAGCUUCAAUAAGGGAGAUCGGGUCAAAGUGCUGAGUGUUGGCGAGGGCGGGUACUGGGAGGGGACGGUCCGAGGUCGCACCGGUUGGUUCCCCUCUGAAUGUGUGGAGGAAGUGGUGCUUCGAAGCCAAGACAACCGAUCAGAGAGUCGUGGAGAACGAGCCAAAAGGUUGUUCCGUCAUUACACCGUCGGGUCCUACGACAGCUUCGACGCUCCCAGUGACUAUAUAAUCAAGGAAAAGACGGUGCUUCUGCAGAAGAAAGACAGCGAGGGAUUCGGCUUUGUGCUGAGAGGAGCCAAAGCUCAAACUCCCAUCGAGGAGUUUACUCCCACCCCGGCCUUCCCGGCUCUGCAGUACCUGGAAUCAGUGGAUGAGGGGGGCGUGGCCUGGAGAGCUGGACUCAGGAUGGGGGAUUUCCUCAUAGAGGUCAACGGUCAGAAUGUGGUGAAGGUUGGGCACCGGCAGGUCGUCAACAUGAUCCGGCAGGGGGGCAACAGCCUCAUGGUGAAGGUUGUCAUGGUGACCCGCAACCCAGACAUGGAGGACGGCGCGAGGAAGAAAAUCCCACAGCAGAGCAAGAGGCUGAGCACUCCAGCCAUCGCCCUACGGUCCAAAUCAAUGACGUCAGAGCUGGAGGAGAUGGUGGAGAGAGCUGCUACCCCUUGGAAAAAAAAAUCAGAGUUCGAACCCUCACAAGUUGCAGAGAAGAAGAGGACAGUUUAUCAGAUGGCUCUGAAUAAACUAGAUGAAAUUCUUGCAGCAGCUCAGCAGACAAUCAGCACCAACGAGGCUUCGGGGACACGGGGACAGGGGCCGAAGAGAGACAGGGGAAGAAGUUUCUAUGGCAAUGAGCCGAACUACGGGGAUCAGUCUGGGAUGAGUUUGAUGUCUGGGUUGGGCUUCGGCUAUGACCGUGGACAGUACACGUCAGGUCACGCCCCACAGCACGGUAUGCGGCGGCAGAAAUCCAUCGGUGUUCCUGAGGAGGAGAAGCAGUUCCUUCAUCCUCCAGUCAUGAAGUUUGUUCGCAGUCUGUCGGUGCCAGGCCCAGACGACAUCCCGCCUCCUCCCACUACAGCUCCACCAGAUCCUCCCUUCUCUUCUGCUCCUCCACUUGGCUGGAGAGCAAAGUCAUCCCAGCAGCCCUCUGUCUCAGUGUCCCAGUCAACAUCCACUUCUGUGCACUACCAGCCCUUCUCCCAGUCCGGGCACUUCAGCCAGGGCGGCAGGGAGAGGGCGGGGGGUCCUGGCGCUGGCCCCAGUGGUGGAACAAUGGACCACGCUGCGUCAUACGUACAGGCAGCUGCUCAUACGGCUCAAAGCAGGACUGCUUCGCGGAAGGUUGCCUAUACUGGGGAGCCUGUUGGGGUUGGGGCCGGGUCGGGGGCUAAAGCGGCAGGUCUUAGAAGAGGCUACAGCACAGCCGUACCCCCAUCCAGCAUUGCUACUGUAAUGCCUCAGCAACAACAGCCCACCCAGAGUCAGCCCCAGCGGGCAGAACGCAGUACAGCUGGGGCAGGUGGUCCUAAAGGAGGGGCCAGGAGAGGUAAGGGCCCCUUGGUAAAACAAUCAAAGGUAGAGGACCUGCGCCUAACCCACGGCACGCUGGGGAGCAAAGACUCAGUGGAGAAAAGCUCCAUUCCUAUUCCCACCAUCAUCGUCAAGGCUCCAUCGACCAGCAGCAGUGGGAGGAGCAGCCAGGGCAGCAGCGUGGAGGCUGAUGUUCCUGCACCUGGGGAGGCAGGUGAAGCUAAAACGCCUCAUGGCCCUCCUCCCUCCACGCCUGCUCCGCAGCCCCCUGCUCCACCGUCCAUCCCAGCGCCGCCACCUCCAUCCAUGCCUUCCAUGCGAGUCCAGGAAAAUCUGGACUACACCAGCCAGUUUGGAGCUGCCAUUGUGAGCGCAGCUCGCCAAGAGAGGGAGCGAUUCCACGAAGCCCGCCGGAAGAGUGCCUCCUUGUUCAUGUCUGCUGAGGAGGAUUUGAGUCUGGGGGUAAGUGAUGAGGUAGGAGGGAUGACGAGGGCUCAGGUGUCCCAGCAGCAGCUAAGCACACAGGCCGACAGUUCGUCAAUGCGACUGCGACCCUCCAAGUCCAUCGAUGAGGGCAUGUUCUCUGCAGACACCUUCAUCCAACACACCCGCAGCAUGCCUCCAGCCUUUGGCCUACCUGAGUACUCCUCACCUGCACUCGACUAUCAGCCCAAGUCUGUGCCUACUGAUCUGUACGCAGCGGCAGGCAGGCAGCCAGCUCCCCCCACCAACACCACCUUUAUUCAUCCUCUGACGGGGAAGGCGCUUGACCCCACGUCACCACUCGGCCUCGCCCUGGCUGCCAGAGAGCGCGCCCUGAGGGACGACAGCAGGUUAAGGAGGGGGACAGAGCACCACUUCACCCGCCAAAUGUCGAGCGUGGUGUUCCCCUCUUCUGCCGUCACCUCUCAGCCUCUGUCGUCCACGGCGCAGUCCUCCAGCUCCUACCUAGUCACCUCUUCUUCUCUGGCAGGAACGACACCCAGCGUCGGUCGCCCGCCCUCACCCAGAAUCCUCAGAGGAGUUGGGAGUACGUGGAGUGAGGAAAGUGGAGGGGAAAGGGAGCGGGAAGGAGGCGGAGCUCGUGAGGGUCUUAGGGUUCGCUUCUCUGAAGACAAAACGAUCCACACACACCACUAUCAGUCACAGCCGUAUCAGCCAAGCUACAGGGAGCGGGAGAGGUCGAGGGAGCGGAACAAAGAGCAGGAGGGCUACGUUCGGCGAGCGGAGCAGGCGGCGGCUGACGGGGGCUCUCAGCCUCGAAGACCCUCGUUCCUCAGGAUGGAGAGUCAAGCCGAGGCUUACAUCCUGUCUCUCACGCCCCCCUCUCCUCCACACACGGUUGCUCAGCAGGGGGCAAACGCAACCGGAAGCAGUGGGACGGGUUUGAUGGUUCUUCCUCCCCCCGCCCCCUCGGUUGAUGCAGAUGAUGAGUUCGUCUAUGCAGACCCCCUCCCACCACCGUUAGAGUUUGCUAACAGCUUUGACCGAGGAAUAACCGGAUACACGCAACACAGGAGGCUUUCCAACAACCUGGCCUCACGCCAACAGCAAGUCCCCGCCCCUCCACCUCCACCACCACCUCCUCCGCCGCCGCCCCCUCCGCCCCCACAAAAAGAACAGUUUAUAGGUGGUUUUGCUGCUCAUACGCCACUGCCCUCUCCUCAGGCCGGGGACUCCACUGCCUCGAGCCUCACGUCUUACGACAGUGAGGUGGCGAACCUCACUCAGUCUGUUCCUUCGCCGUCACAAACAUCGCCCAAUCCUCCACCCCCUUCCUCACCCUCUAACCUGCAGCCAACCAUGGGCCCCCCUCCUCCUCCAGCAGUCUCACCUCCACCUCCUCCUGGGUCUGGAUCCUAUCACAGACCCUUUUCUGUGUCUCACCACCUUUACAACAGCACUCACGUGUCUGGACGAUCUUCACCCACACCUCCCUCACACACGAUGGUGCCUCCCCCUGCUUAUCGUGGUCCCCCAGCUUCCUCCUCCACCGCUGCUGCCUCCGUCCCAUACAGAAUCACUGCCUCCCAUGCCACGACCGCUAGCUGUGCUUCAAUGACCGCCACUUCUGCCACUGCAACAAGCACCUCCACCCAGCUCUACCAGGAGCGAACACACGCCACGCAUACAGCUCCCUCCACUGCCAUCACAGGCCGGACAGGGGAGCACCACCGUCGUCCUCCUGCUGCCAAAAAAGGAGAGUCCCAGGAGACAGUGGUGGACUCUGGAAUAGAAGAACUGGACAGCCGCAGCAGCAGCGACCAUCAUCUGGACAGCAUCCUGGCUCUAACUGGAGCUGGCAUUCGGGCAGACAGACUAGACCGCGGUGAAAGGGUGGGAACUGGAGCUGGAGGGCAAACGGGAGGGGGCUCAGGGGAAACAGAACGAGGGGAUUUCCUUGAGUCCUACAUGAGCUACCUGGACGGACAAACGUUUGAGAUGCAGAAUGCGACUGCAGCAGCUUCCACCUACCCCAAAUCCAGUAGGUUCAGAGAGGGAAGUCGCGCUGGGGAUCUCCACCGACAGACGAGCACCGCUCCUGCAUCCUACCACCCCCACAGGCAGCGAGACGAGCCCGAAGAAGACGAGGUAGAGGAGGGAGUGUGUGUCAACGAACGUGGUCAGGACGGGUACAGCAUCAGGGACCUGCAGAACUUGGGGCGUCCCAUGUCACCGUAUUUUGACCGGCCACGCACGCCUGAAAUGAGGCCCCUGUGGGGAGACGGACCGAUGAGCUGUGAUGAGAACAACCAGUCCGGGUCUCUGUUGGAGGGGAAGAAGAUCUACCCCCCCGCAUCCAGCAUGAAGCCCAGCAUCAUCAACGAGCUGAGCAGCAAGCUGCAGCAAAGAAGCAAGGACACCUGGAGCAGCCAGAGGCCUCUGAGCAGACACAGGUUUUCUGAGGACUCUGCCUCGGCUCUGAGCCCCCCCUCGGCCCGCUCCCAGUCACCGUCUCCAGUCUCGUUGUCGCAGCCGUCCUUGUCCCCGUCCCCCACCCCCGCCUCCCAGUACCCUAACUGGGGACGGUCUCCGUCUCCUCAGCCUCCCGCCUCCUCCCAGCCUCCUCGUUCACACUCCCCGCUGUCUCCGACGUCUUAUUCCCCUUACCCCACUUCCCCCAAGCACAGACCCGUCUACCGGACCAAAGCCCUGGAAUUCCAGUUUAUUCCCAGUCGGGAGUCCCGCAAAUCAGAGUCCCACCUGCUCCAACGCAGGCGGGCCCCCAGCCCCCUCAUAUCCCAGUCAGAGAGACCCAAGAUGGCCCCACCACGUCCAUCAUCGCUUCCACUUCUCCCCACGUCGCCUCUGUACAGCGCUAUCUACGACCUCCGCGGGUCAGUCACCCCCCCAUCGCCUGGGAACCCCCUCGGAGAUCCGUACUUCUCACCCUCCCCUCCCCUGUUCGCCCCCUCUGGCGCCCCCCCUCCUCCUAACGCCUCUCUGGUCGUCUCUCGGUCACUGUCUCCGACUCACUUCCUGUCUGGGACGUCCUCUCCGCCCCUGCACCCCAUGCCCCCCCCUACCUGUCUGAGCUACCCCCAUUUACCGCCCCCCUCCCCGACAAAACCGUUUGCCUCCAAGCCGCUGCCCUACUGGACCAAGUAUGAUGUUGCAGACUGGCUGGCGUACCUGAACCUGGGGGAGCACAGAGAACGCUUCCUGGACAACGAGAUCGAUGGAACCCACCUGCCGUCUUUGACCAAGGACGACUAUUUGGACCUGGGCGUGACGCGAGUCGGACACCGCAUGAACAUCGAACGGGCCUUGAGGACUGUGCUGGACAGGCUGUCCAGCAGCCCGUUUCCCAUCUCUGUCCUCUCACCUCGGGACGGACAGACGGACAGGAGGAGGGACGACGGCAGCCGGAGCUGAAGAUCCAAAAUGUAAACUCACAAAAAUAAAAUUUAAAGGUGGGGGGAGUGGGUGCUGCCAUGACGGUGGAUUGACACGACAAAGGAGGGGCGAGCAGAUUUCACGCAGGAAGACUCAGAAGGAGGAGACGGUCCAUAAAGACUGAUUUACACAAACCAUACAUGCAUGCACAAACACAAACAGGAAGUCAAUAAAAAAACACCCCUUCAAACUAAAAGCUCAUGAAGACUCCACGGCUGCAGCAGAGGUUUGAAAACUUCUGCAGGUUAUAGACCUGGUCAGGCGAGACCCGGUCCCCCUCAGAUCGGGUUCCAGUAGAAGUAGAGAGCAGCGAGCACGACGUUAGAUUUCAAACUGUGUGUCGGAGCUUUUAUUUUUUUAUUUUUUAGUGUGAUUCAUGUG
Molecule: messenger RNA, 7977 nt
Organism: Nematolebias whitei (Rio pearlfish)
Lineage: Eukaryota; Metazoa; Chordata; Actinopteri; Cyprinodontiformes; Rivulidae
Gene: shank1
Product: SH3 and multiple ankyrin repeat domains 1
Exons: 27
Coding region: 289-7575 (2428 amino acids)
Cellular component (GO): postsynaptic density; dendritic spine; postsynaptic membrane
Molecular function (GO): synaptic receptor adaptor activity; ionotropic glutamate receptor binding
Source: RefSeq, a predicted model, not a curated record